Messenger RNA from Brassica rapa (field mustard), 4001 nucleotides. RefSeq names its product putative F-box protein At4g17200. Gene Ontology annotation, molecular function: protein binding. The record is from RefSeq and is a predicted model, not a curated record. NCBI's taxonomy places the organism in Eukaryota, Viridiplantae, Streptophyta, Magnoliopsida, Brassicales, Brassicaceae.
UCUGUUAAGGUCGGUUUAAAUACUUCAUCACCGUCCGUUUCCAAAAAUACUGUCUGCCAAUAAGAACGCACCACGUGUGUACAUCUGAUGAUAAACGAUACUAAUCUCCCAAUCGCAAAAAGGAAAAAACGAGCUGUGAUGAUGACUUUGGUCGCAAGUUUAAAAAAAAAUGGAAAGGAUUACUAUUGCCCCCAAGCCAGAAUCAAAGAGGUUAUAAAUACAUGUUUCACGCAAGAGUUUUCUCCACAAGUUGCCUCCAUGGGCAAGUAUAAAGAUUGUUUGAAGACCAGAGCGAAUCUAAAGAAGCAGAAGAAACAUGUGGCUAAAGUUGAAAGAGUGACGAGAUUUACCGAUCUUCCACUAGACUUGGUUGGUGAUAAGAUACUCUCCAAGGUUCCAAUAACCUCUCUCCGAGCAGUGCGAUCCACUUGUAAGUUAUGGAACGCUUUAUCCAGAGAAUGGAUCUUGAGUAACACACCAACAUCAAAGCGGCAGUUUUCGAGUUUCAUGACGAUGGAUUACAAGGUUUAUUCAUUGAGAUUCCAUCCCCACAAAGACAAGUAUAUGGGAGUUUAUCAAUCUAGAAAGCAUAUAGAUAUACUUAAUCAAGUUGAGAUAUCCAAAGUAUUUCACUGCAACGGCUUAUUGUUAUGCGUCCUCAAGGACAACUCAGGACUCGCCGUGUGGAACCCUUAUUUGGGGCAAACAAGGUGGAUUGAACCUAGAUCAAAGUUUCACAAAUGCGACAUGUAUGCUCUCGGGUAUGACAAGAAGCGUAACCACAAAAUCUUGAGAUGUUUUGAUGAUUAUGACAUCGACAGCAGAAAACACUCUUUCAUUGUCGAAAUCUACGACUUGGGAUCUCAUUCUUGGAGGGUUCUUGACGUUACUUCGGACUGGGCAAUAGAUUUUGAUGCUAACGGAGCGUCUUUGAAAGGAAAUACUUAUUUUUUUGCACAAGAGGAAAUACCACCUUGUGGUGAUGGAAGUAUAGCGGUAUCAGACCUUGAAGAUUUUUUAAUCUGUUUUGAUUUUACAAACGAGAGAUUUGGACCGCGUUUGCCUCUUCCGUUUCACUCUAGUUUAAAAGAAGGUGUGACACUCUCUUGUUUUGGAGAAGAUCAGCUCGCGGUGCUGCAUGAACGGUUUUAUACAUUAGAGACAUUGGAGUUUUGGGUUACUACUAAGAUUGAGCCCAACGUGGUGUCUUGGAGCAAGUUUUUGAAAUUGGAUAUAACACAACAUGAUGGUUAUUUGUCUCACGUUGGGAGUUUCGUCAUUGACGAGGAGGAGAAAGUUGCAAUGGUUUUCGAUGGAGACAGAGACGACCAACCCUCAAACACACGUCGGUACCACAAGGCUUUGGCCGUUGGAGAUGGAUAUGUUGACUUUGAGAGUCUUAGAAAAUGUCCGACUGAGUCUCGUCCCCCACUGGUGUGCUCGUCUUCUUAUCUCCCAAACUUAGUGCAAAUCAACUAACUAGGGCAAAAGGAAAGAAAGAGAAGAUUUUUAAUUUCUUGGUUAGUUUUGACUCGAAUAUGUUUGGGGUGUGGAUAAAUCUAGGAGUAUUUAUAUUAUUAAAAUUGAAAUAUAUUUAAUAAUUGUUUGGAAAUAUGAAUAACAAGUAUAAUACUUGUUUGGAAACAUGGAUAGCAAUAAAAAAAAAAUAGUGUCAUUUUUGUAAUUACACUUAUAGAACUAACCUUAUUUUCAAUAGAUAAUACAUUUUUUUAUUUCCAUAUUUUCGUUCAUCUUAACUAUUUUAUUAAAUAUAUUAUUUUAACAAUACUUCACAUCAUUAAUUAUAUUAACAUAAUAAUAAUAUUGCAGAUUUUUAUUUAUUAGUUAAUCAACAUUAACUUUGUACCAAUUAAGAAUCAAAAUAUGAAAUAAUCAGAUUUUGCAUAUGGUUAAAAGUUCGAUUUAGUCUAUUUUACUAUUUUUAUCUUAAUUUCAAUCAGUAAGAAAUUACGUAGACAAACACUUAAUUAAAAACAUAGUUUAUGUGAACAAAAUAAUAACUUAAAUCAAAAUAAUAAAAAAUAUUACAUAUUGUCAAUUAAUUUUUCACACCAUAUAACUAUUUUACUAAAUAUUUUUUUUAUUUGACUUAAUUUAGCCAGACAUAGAAUUAAUUGUUCAAAAGAUCGGGUAAUAUACUUAUUUUGGUUCUUCUUAGGUUUAUAUGGUUCGGUUCUGAUGCAUAGGAACCUAAAAACAUGAAAAUAACCAGUGUAUCUGAAACGGAUUUGGAAUAUUUGUAUCACAAAAACUAUAUUACCUGAUAUUUUGAAUACAAUUAAUUAUAUAGCAAUACAUCUAAAAUAUAUAACACUAAUAAUGAAAAAUAAAUAAUUUAUAAAAAUAAAAUAACCAAUACCGGUGCGGGCACGGGUCAAGUUCUUGUUUGGUUUAAAUAUGGUUUCUCUAUUUUUAAUAUGAUUUGCCUUUGUUAGGGUUUGUUUUGGGCAGAAGUCUUAUUUAAUAACAAAACUAAUGUUUUGACCCGUGCAUGUUUUCACUUUAUAAAUUUUGAAUUUUCUUGUUGUUUAGAAUAAGUUAUAUACUUCUAUAACACUAUUUACAUAUAUUAUUCUACAUUAUUAAUAUAUAAUAUUAAUAUUUUACAUGUAAUGUAUGUAGUCAUCAGAAAUGAAUAUCGAUUUAUUUUUGUAAUAUUUAGUAUCAGAACUUUUUAAUUUAAAGUAAUUGGCUGGAACAACAUCCUCUAAAAAUGAGAAACUGAACAUAAACUUUUAUAGUUUCCAUACAUUAUUUUAUAAGUUUUGUUAAUUUUAUUUCAAAUUAUAAAUAAAACUUAUAUGUUAUCUUGAUAGCAAAAUGUGAAUGUCCUGGUUCAAUAUGGUUAUGCUUAAGCAUGUUAUCCAACCAAUUGAGUAUUGUUAGACUUUAAAUGAAAUAAAUACUAAAAUAUAAAUAAAACACAAUAUUGAUCAAGGUUUAGUUUAUAGCUAAUAAUAAAUUUGAAGGAUCUUUUCUGAUGAAAUAUUAAGUUUAUUGAUCAUCAUGAGAAAAAAAUUGUAUGUACAGAGAAUGAGUUUGUAUAAAACUACUCCAAAAAAGCUUUAAAACUACUGCAAAAAAAAAUUGAAACUAGGAAUGAGCACUAAACCAUCUCUGCAUCAGUCCAUAUAGCUUUGGCUUCAAGUGGUACUUUGUAGAAGAGAUCUUGUUCAUAAAUCUGAAGGUUUGAUUUCUUGUAAUUAUGUGGUGAUGCCCACUAUUUUUUUUUUUAGAUUAAUUUGGAGGUAUUCCGGACUUAUGGAAGGGUCCAAACUAAUCAUUAAAGGGAAGUGCAGCUAAUAGAUAGACCAUCUCUCCAAGUAUUCAAAUGGAUUGAAAGCAAUAACUCAUAUUUAUGUUAGGUAUCCAGAAAAAAUAUGACUUCGUUUCGCAUAACAGGUAGAUCAAACCUGAAACAUGUUGGCGUUCCAAAUCCUUUCCUUUACCACUUGACUAUAAGCUUCCGGACAUACUAUUUUUAUUACACGUUGGUUUAUAGCUUACCAAUAAAUCUUGAAGUUUUUGAUACCAUGAUUUCUCGUGAGGUAAAGUGAUGGUACUACAUGAUUUCGUGGUUAAUUUGUAGUUAAUAAUAAAUAGUGAUUGCCAAAACAAUAUAUGUGAUGCAAUUUUAUUGCUUUUUAUAGUUACCAAUAAUACGUGUAACAAAUUCUGGUUAGAUAGCGUGAUAUAUUUUCAUGAUUUUAUGGUUGAAUUAAUUUUGAAUAAAAUAUCAAAUUACCAUUAAUGAAGAUUUUAGGUUUAGUUAAAAUUUGAGUGGCAAUUUAUGUAAGAGUCAUUCUUGGGUUCACCCCCUAGGGUGAACCUCUAGGUUCACCAACCAAUAAGAUUUCAUUAUUUCAAAUUCGAUAUCUUUUAAAAAAAGGAAACAAAAUAUUCUCAAAUUAUAUUAUGUUUUUAAAAUAAAAAAGUAAAAAAAGAUAAUAGUUACAGAAAAAAAAAAUUAAAAAAAAAAA